AUGCAUAUGCCCUCACUGAGCCUGACAGCAGACCCACUGCAGGAGACCGCUGUUCAACGUAACGUUGACAAGUCUAUUCAGAAACCCGGUUUACGCGGAAACCCCCCCCUCGCCGCAUGCGGCGCCGGCAUCCGUUACCGUAAUAUACUAGUUUUCUAUGCAGGUGGCGUUACGCUGACACCAGCGGAGCUCCAAAAGAACGUUGUGCCACCUCAAACUGCCUGGAUCAUUUCAAGUCGUAUUAAUACUGUCCGGGGCACCGUUGAACGUUACACGUUGAGGACUACUCUGCCUCUCCCACCAGGUCCUCCAGCAGAUCCAAUCAUUGGCCAUUUACGCGUGUUCUCUCCCGCCCACCAACAUCUGCUCUUCCAGAACUGGGCUGCGCAGUACGGAGAUAUAUUCCAUCUGAACAUCUUAGGCCAACCGCUGAUAGUACUGAACUCCGUGGAAGUCGCGACCGACCUUCUAGAGAAGCGGGGCACCAACUACAGCGAUAGGCCAACAUGCACUACCUUCGAACUGAUGGGCUGGCAUGCCGACCUUGCCCUCAUGCCGUAUGGGCCGCGAUGGAGGAAGCACAGGAAGAUGUUACAGGAGUACUUCAACCCCACCCAGUGUCUCAGUUAUAUUCGGGAUCAAGCACAAGAAGCGCACGAUCUGCUCAAGGCGCUGCUGAGGGCCCCUGAGCAAUUUGUGAAAUGUACCAAGAGUUAUACUCUAUCAAGCAUCAUGAGGAUCGCGUACGGUCAUCGGGUACUGAACUACGACAACGACGUGUACAUUGAACUUGCAGUGGGAGCCAUGCACGCUUUAGACGAGGCUGCUGCAGGGAUAUCCCUGCUAGAUCUCUUCCCAUCACUGCAGCAUGUUCCCCAUUGGUUUCCUGGGUUUUCAUUUUUGACCGCUAUACCCCGGCGCUUUAGGCCCAUCACCAGGCGGCUGCACGAGUAUCCGUUCGAGGAUGUGCGGAAGCAGAUGGAGAUCGGUGUUGCGCAACCGUCGUUCGUUUCCUCUCAUCUGGAGCACCUUGGCUCGACAUGUGUCAGCGAUGAGGAGCUUGAAGACGUCAAGGGCGCUGCCGCUCUGAUCGCUACAGUGGGUUUUGACACGACUUGGACACUCAUCCAGAUGUUUAUUUUCACAAUGCUGCUAUUCCCCGAGGCGCAACGUAAGGCGCAAUCGGAGAUUGACCGAGUCGUGGGGCUGGGACGGCUCCCGUGCUCCAGUGAUCGCGGUGCGUUGCCGUUUGUGGAGUGCGUUCUGCAGGAGACGAUGAGAUGGCACCCUGUUGCGCCUUUUGGUGUUGCGCAUAAGUCCCGCGACGAGGACGAGUACAAGGGGAUGCUGAUACCCAAGGGAUCAAUUAUCAUACCCAAUGUAAUCGCGAUGAGUCGCGAUGAGAGGAUCUACAAGGACGCAGAUUCGUUCUAUCCAGAACGCUUCCUUCCCACCCCUGCAGGACGCGGCGAGCCGCAUUUCAGCGCUGGCUUCGGAUUCGGCCGGCGGAUCUGCCCCGGUCGUCACUUCGCGAAUAACAGCGCAUGGCUUGUUGUAGCGAGCAUCCUUGCUACAUUCGAUAUUACCAAAGCUGUAAGGGAAGAUGGGAGUGUGAUUGAGCCCAAAGUAGAGUUUACAAUGAAUGGUCAAGUCAGCCGACCACUGCCGUUUAAAUGUACUAUUCGACCACGCUCGGAGGAGGCGAAGGAGCUGAUCAACCGGCCUUCGGAUUAA
Sparassis crispa is the source of this 1734-nucleotide messenger RNA. Its product is annotated as Multifunctional cytochrome P450 monooxygenase af510. NCBI's taxonomy places the organism in Eukaryota, Fungi, Basidiomycota, Agaricomycetes, Polyporales, Sparassidaceae. The transcript has 18 exons. Bases 1 to 1734 code for a protein of 577 amino acids. The record is from RefSeq and is a predicted model, not a curated record. Gene Ontology annotation, molecular function: oxidoreductase activity, acting on paired donors, with incorporation or reduction of molecular oxygen; monooxygenase activity; iron ion binding.